Microthlaspi erraticum is the source of this 3567-nucleotide messenger RNA. NCBI's taxonomy places the organism in Eukaryota, Viridiplantae, Streptophyta, Magnoliopsida, Brassicales, Brassicaceae. The record is from the annotation of a GenBank genome assembly.
AUGCCGGGUUUAGCACAGAGAAAUGAGCACUACUCUUCUGGGUUUUGGUCCAACGACUCCGAUGGAGUCAGCUACAAUCAAUUGCAAAAGUUCUGGAGUGAGCUGUCGCCGAAAGAUAGGCAGGAGCUCCUCAGGAUCGACAAGCAGGCUCUGUUUGAGCAAGCUCGCAAGAACAUGUGCUGUUCCAGAUGCAACGGCCUGCUGCUGGAAGGCUUCCUGCAGAUUGUUUCACAUGGGAGGACCUUGCAACAAAAAGGAUUGCUAGGAAAUCUACCAUGCAAAAGAUCAGGAGCCUUGAAAGAUCAAACUGGCUGCAACUCAGCUGUCACUAACAGAUGUACGGGUCAGUCGCAUGACCCUGCUGCUCAUCAGUGGGGAGGUCUGACCACAACACGCGAUGGAUCACUCACACUUCUUGACUCCUAUUUGUAUGCGAAAUCUUUCAAAGGGCUUCAAACUGUGUUUGAAAGUGCGCGUGCUCGAGAGAGGGAACGUGAGUUGCUUUAUCCCGAUGCUUGUGGUGGGGGAGGACGGGUAUGGAUAAGUCAAGGGAUGGCUGGUUACGGUAAAGGUCAUGGAACAAGAGAAACAUGUGCUUUGCAUACCACAAGGCUCUCUUGUGAUACGUUGGUGGAUUUUUGGUCUGCACUUGAGGAGGAAAGCCGACAGUCACUUUUGAGGAUGAAAGAAGAGGAUUUCGUGGAAAGACUAAGUUACAGAAUCAGACGUGUGGUUGCAAUUUCUCAGGUGGGCAUUGAUUCCGUCCAAGCAGAUUGGAGUCAAAAUUUUACAGAGAAGGCUGGAUAUCAUCAGUUUGAGUGGGCUAUUGGGACUGGAAACGGAGAAUCAGAUAUCCUCGGUUUCAAAAAAUUAGGUAGUGAUAGGAGUGCCCGAGUCAGCGGCCUAGACCUUCGUGGAUUACACGAAUGCUACAUUACUGUUAGGGCAUUUAAAAAAAAUGGUCGCUCCUCUGAUCAUUCCGUCAAAGCCCAUGCGUUGAGAGGCCAACAAUGCGUUCACUCCAGGCUUGUUGUCGGGGAUGGCUUUGUUUCAGUUAAAAGAGGGGAAUGCAUUCGGAUGUUUUUUGAGCAUGCUGAAGAGGCUGAGGAAGAAGAGGAUGAAGUGAUGAUAGACAAAGAUGGGAAUGAGCUUGACGGUGAGUGCUUGCGUCCACAAAAGCACGCUAAGAGUCCAGAACUUGCUCGAGAGUUUCUUCUAGAUGCUGCAACGGUUAUUUUCAAAGAGCAGGUUGAAAAGGCCUUUAGGGAAGGCACAGCUCGUCAGAAUGCGCACAGUAUAUUUGUUUGCCUUUCAUCGAAACUAUUAGAGCAACGUGUUCAUAUUGCCUGCAAGGAAAUUGUCACCCUGGAGAAGCAGAAUAAACUUCUUGAGGAAGAAGAGAAAGAAAAGCGUGAAGAAGAGGAGCGGAAAGAAAGGAAAAGAACAAAAGAAAGGGAGAAAAAACUUCGUAGAAAGGAGAGGUUGAAGGAAAAAGAACGAGAAAAAGAGCAGAAGAAUCCAAAAUCUAGUGAUAAAGCAGUGCUGCCAGAUGUGCCUAGGGAAGAAGAAGGCUCUUUGAAUCUUGAUGAGGAGGCAAACAAUACCGUAAGCUGCAAUGAGUCGGGAAUUGAAACUGGAGAUGUGGAAUUGUCUCCACCUGAUGAGUCUCCUGAUGAUCAAGAUGGUGAGUGUUUGGAUGGUUGCACUUCUCCAAGAACGGAAACCCACUAUUUCGAUAGCACUGACAGAGAGAUUAUAGAUCAUGAAGAUGAAAACGGGUGCUUAACAAAUGAUAAUCCAAGACCUGUUCAUCAGACAGCAAGGUUCUGGAAAGAACCUCAACCUGAUCAUGCUUUAAAGUGGUCAGAGAAACGCAGAUAUCCUGAGAAUGCUUCUUUUGUCAGUAGGGCUCAGCCAAGAUACUGUAAUGAGAGAUUUGACGUGUCCUCAGGAUACUCAAAUAAAACUUUGAGAGUGAAAGCUUCGAAGCCUGGGGGUAGCCCGAAUAGCACUAAGACACAUGAGUCUCAUUGUAGUGAGAGGUACGAUUACCAUUCUUGCAGCUGCAAACCCGUUAGUGUAUACCGGGAGAAGGUAGUAGAAUCUAACAGAGGCAUGCGAGAACCCAAAACCAUGUUCAAAUCAGACUCUGAUCCUGAUGUCUCCAAGUCAGUUAACCAAGCCAAUAGGUAUGCUCAGUCAGAUUCUAGACGAGAGUUGAGACCUGGAAGCAAAGUGACCAUCAGUCAAAAUCCUUCUAUGAGGGAUCCAGUGUAUGUGAGGAAGGCCUUGGACUCCAUGGAGCUGAAGCAUCCACGAAACAGCUCAAAUUCUGACAUGUCACCAGUUACAUGUUCACCAUUGAAGGCUGGAGAGGUUAGUUCUGCUGUGAAGUCAGCUGAUACACUCCCUCGUUGCAAGGCUAAUGCCAAUCUUAUCGACUCAACGGAGGAAGACAAGAAGAUAGGAGUUGACGUAAAACCGAAAGUUGAUGAUGAGCUGUACUCGAAGGAUCCUAUAAUGAGUAGAACCUCCAGUUCAGACAAUUGUUCGUCAUGUCUCAGUGAAGGAGAUAACAAUACAGCUUCUUCAAACAACGGGAACACUGAAUCCUCCUCAAUGUCUGAUUCUGAAGAUACCAGUCUGCAAUCUGAAGGAAGAGAGAAUCUUGUGGUCACUGGGAAUGAUAUGGCUAACUGCUACGAGAAGAUGACAGAGAAAGAGACAGAGAAGAGUAUCGAUGAAAGAGAGGUUUUAAGGAUUAGGAACAUGUCUAACCUUCCAGCUGACAAUGGGGAGAGUAAAUUAUCGGGAACUCCUUUUACAGUUCCUAGCCAAAACAUGGAAAAUAUGGCACACCAUGUUAACACUGGUUCCUACCUGUCCCAGCCACAAAGCAUGAUGUAUCCCCAAAUGCUUAACCAGAGUAUACCGUUGCCAGUCUACGAAGCUCCUUCACCAAUGGAUUACUAUCAUCAAGCUCCAGUCUCUUGGUCUGCAGCUCCAGCCAACGGAUUAAUGCCAUUCCCUCAUUCUAACCAUUAUGUAUACUCAAGUCCUCUUGGAUACAGUCUGAACGGAGAGUCCCCAUUAUGCAUGCAGUACGGAGCCCCACUGAACCACCAUUCAGCAACCCCUUACUUCAAUUCAGGGCCAGUUCCAGUUUUCCAUCCGUUUGCUGAGACCAACCCAAUGAUGAGCUUUGUGGACCAAGCUCAAGCUCUUGAGCCAUUGGAACACAGUGCUCUGAUGGAAGCAGCUGAAAGGAGAUUAAACCGAAUCUUUCCAAUGCAAACUGCAAGCAGCAGAGGUCUGCAAACUGAUGGUGAUGAAAACUUCUCCUUGUUUCACUCCGGUGGGCCGGUUGCUAUGUCUACAGGAAGCAAGUCGAAUCAUGCUCAUUCAAAAGAUGGGAUGCUUGGUGAUUUCUCCUUGCAGUUCUCAGGAGAUCAUCUUUUUGGCGAUCCCAACGGCAAUAACAAGAAAGAGAAGGAGAAAGAGAGCAUAGUAGGUGAAGAGUACAACUUGUUUGCGACAAGUAACGGCUUGAGUUUUUCUAUCUCUUAA